Messenger RNA from Salvia splendens (bonfire salvia), 943 nucleotides. RefSeq names its product probable dynein light chain. Gene Ontology annotation, molecular function: dynein intermediate chain binding. NCBI's taxonomy places the organism in Eukaryota, Viridiplantae, Streptophyta, Magnoliopsida, Lamiales, Lamiaceae. The record is from RefSeq and is a predicted model, not a curated record. Bases 225 to 662 code for a protein of 145 amino acids. The transcript is spliced from 2 exons. Gene Ontology annotation, biological process: microtubule-based process. Gene Ontology annotation, cellular component: cytoplasmic dynein complex.
UACAUAGCCAGUCAAAAUUCAAAGAUGUAGCCUCCCUUGCCUCAACAACUCCAUUUAUAAUCUCUAUACCCCACACCACUCUCUCUCUCUCAAUUAAAGACAAAUUGGUACCACACAAAUAUUCAAGUAUUCACCACAAAAUCGUUGAACCCAACAUUCUUUCUUCCAACAAACAAUUAAACACAGUCAAAUAUCUCAACCUGUCUCCUUUAGUGCAUGUGGAAAUGGAGACGACCAAGCAUACCACCUUAAAACAGCUCAUGCACAGCGGCGGCGACGGAGUCCCCCCUCGGCCUCGGCGGAAGCCUCCAAUCCACAAACACAAUGAAGAAGAAGUGAAGUUAGCUGCCUUAGCAAUCAGCUUCAACAUGAGGCUGAGGUCCGCCGACAUGCCGCUUCCCAUGCAAGAGCGCGCCCUCCGCCACGCCCGAGCCCUCCUUGACGCGGCCGCCCACCGCCGCCGCCCCAACCCCACCCUCCUCGCCCGCUCCCUAAAAAAGGAAUUUGACUCGGUGUAUGGACCAGCAUGGCACUGCGUGGCCGGGAAGAGUUUUGGAUCGUUCGUGACUCACACACCGGGUGGCUUUCUCUACUUCUCCAUUGACUCGCUUUCCUUUCUCCUUUUCAAGACGGAGGUUCAUCCCAUCUCACAGACAUCUUGAUUAUGUUCGUGUUCGUUCCAAGGGUAAUUGCGUCUAAAUACACAAAAAAAGUUUCAAUUGUUUUGAUUUUAACAUGCCUAAACAUAUUAAUUUUGAGGUGUACAUUGGAAAUGUUUACAUAUGGCUUAAACGAUGAAUGUGGUUGGAUGUCACCCUAGCCACAAUACCAUUCAUGUCGACAAAUACCAGUUUGGUAAUUUAUGUAUUCGGAUUUUGGAGGCACAAUUUUUAGUUUAUGUACACAAAUUUGUAUUUUUAGACUCAAUUAUUAUCCUUUUUCA